Dufourea novaeangliae is the source of this 2833-nucleotide messenger RNA. RefSeq names its product protein still life, isoform SIF type 1-like. The record is from RefSeq and is a predicted model, not a curated record. Gene Ontology annotation, biological process: positive regulation of axonogenesis; activation of GTPase activity; small GTPase-mediated signal transduction. Lineage: Eukaryota; Metazoa; Arthropoda; Insecta; Hymenoptera; Halictidae. The coding region runs from base 614 to 2833 and encodes 739 amino acids. Gene Ontology annotation, cellular component: membrane; synapse. Gene Ontology annotation, molecular function: guanyl-nucleotide exchange factor activity. The transcript has 12 exons.
UUGUCGAGUUUCUUCGGUUAAAAGCGAUCAUGCCAGGGACAAGCUGAUGACUUUUCGAAUAUCUGCAAUGAUGUGACAAUAAAGAUAUCUCCUCCUGUAUCUUCUUCGAAUCACGGGAGAUUCUCCCUGCAAACAUAUACAGAAAAUACACAGUGCUUCCCGUAACAAAACUAUAAAACAAGGCGAGGUUAACAAACCAAAAAAAAAAAAAAGACAAAGUGAUUCUAUCCACCGAUAGAAUCGGUGCUUAAUGAAAACGGUGCCAAAAGUCGAUAGACAAGCCAAUUAAAGUGAAUUUUCACGUAGCCAUCACACCACAUUUCCGACGAAUAUCGGUAACGACUGAGUAAUGAAAAAAAGCGAUUGAAAAAAGGAAGAAAGAAAGAUCGGUCGGAGGCAUACAACACCGCACCAUUUCGAUUUUGAAUUGAAACAUACAUAAAAAAAAGGGAAAAGGGAAACAGCAGCAGUAGGCCUGACAAAAACACAAGAAGACUGAGUGCUUAUUAAAGUAAAGUAUUAUAAAUGCAAACUGUUUGGUGAGAGCACGGAUUUAAAGGGGAGAGAAGUGUGUUGGUCACAGGUGGGGCGAAGAAGUAAAAAAAAGAAUAGAAUGGGCAAUAAGCUGUCUUGUAGUUGCGCUCCCCUGAUCAGAAAGGCGUACCGUUACGAAGACUCCCCAUGGCAGACAGCAGCUAGGGGCGGAAUGGGCGGCGGCGUAGGUCGCAGGGGUGACACUGGCCACUUGCUCAGGUGCGGAAGCUUAAGAGAAAGGAAGAGGUUGUGGGCCGAAGUGUUCCACGUAAGCGCCAGCGGGGCAGGAACUGUAAAAUGGCAGCAGGUCUCGGAAGAUUUAGUUCCUGUAAAUAUUACUUGCAUUCAAGAUUCGCCGGAAUGCGUCUUCCAUAUCACCGCGUACAAUAGUCAAGUCGACAAAAUAUUAGACGUGCGACUGGUUCAACCAGGGACACGAAUCGGACAGGCGUCAGAAUGCUUCGUUUACUGGAAGGACACGAUGACUAACGAUACAUGGGGAUUGAAUUUUACCUCCCCUAUAGAUGCUAAACAAUUCAGAGAAUGUUGCUCACCGUCGUUCAAGAUUUCAAGGAAAGAGUCCUCUUCUUACUCAUUGAAGCUCGAACCACCGAACAAGCAGAAGAUCAAACCGCGAAGAAAGCCUCUGUCGACGCCUGGCUCGCCAAGCAGAUCCAGAGAGCCGCAAUGCACUUGCAUGACCCCGGAACAAUUCGCCAGACUACGAAAUCAAGAAGCCAGAUAUCGGAGUUUCUGCGAUACUUCUACUCUUCCACGUACCAUGGCACGAUCCACGGAAAUGGAAAUGACACCGGGUCGGGAGAAGAUCACAGCAGCAACGUCUAGCGCGUCCCUAUACGAUAACGUUAACAACACGAGCGCAACACCGGGGAAAACAUCGAAAGUGAGCGGUGACUCGACGAAACAGAAGGAGAAACAGAACGAAACGUGUCAGACGACACCGAAGACGGCAAACGUUGGAAUCGAAACGGUCACGGUUGGGUCACAGAUCGACAGCCCGGAGGAGAAAGGUACCAUGGCCUCGCCGAAGAAAUCACAGAAACAAAAUCAAGACACAUCUACUGAACAGAAUGGCACCGAGAUGCUAAAGUCGGAAGGCACUCAGGCGGGCGGUACAUUGCAAAACAGAUCGUCACGAAAGGAACAAUUGCAUCAUACGAAAUCGGCCGACUACACGGAUCUCGAGAUACAGAAUGGUAAUAUCUUCAAUACAGUGAAUAACAAUCACGGUGGAAAGAAACCGAAAAGCAAGAGCACCGACGACAUGAGAAUCGAGAAUGCGCAAAACGGUGGGAUCAGUUUGGAUUCGAACACGUUGAAGAGAAUGCUGAAACCGAUCUCGAGUAUCGAUAGUCCCGUCACGUCGCCGGAGAUGACCAGAAAACGGCACAGCCACCACAGUUACCAUUAUCAUCCGAGCAAUAACAACCAGAAGUACGUUAUGCAAGAGACUGAGAACGAAAAUUACGCGCAUCCGUAUCGUGCCCCGUACAGUAACAAAUUCCAGGCUUCCAGAAGUGUCCACGACAUGGGACGUCAGUAUACUGCCGACCGAGGCAGGACGUACUUGGACGCGGAGCGUAAUCGUUGCACAGGUGACAUGUCACCGCCGUCGGACAAUGUGAUCUUCGAUAAUCAGUGCUACGCUACUACGCCGAGCUCGUCGAACGGUAACUCGGACAUGGAACAGCCGACCCAUUGUAAUUCGCGACAUUGCAACCGGAGUCAGACAUAUCAACAGCAGCAAAACAUGCAAUCCGUUUCGACGCCCGGCAGUCCGACCAGCAGACUGCUGCUCGAGUACGAGAUGCACUUGAGGAACACGUUGGAGAAGGGGAUGGACGCGGAGAGUUAUAGCCUGCGUACGUUCGAGGCGCUCCUCACCCAAAGUAUGGAAAAUUUAGAAUUUGCGGAGAAUAUACCACUGAAUGUACAGCGCACACCUCACGUUUCACGAAGACGUCCCGGUGCCAACAACAAAUCGUCGACCUUGCCGCUGUCGUAUCGUUAUUGCACCGAGAGACAGAACAGCAAAGAUAGGGACGGUUACUAUAGCGAUCGCAAUGAAAUGAUACGAGAGAAGAGAGAAAGGGAUGCUGAUCGAGAUCGUGGAUACCUUAGCGAUUACAAUUCUAGAGGCACUUUCGACAGGCAGGACAGCGUGAGAUCGGACUACAUGUCCGACAGGGACGGUAGAUACGGAAUCGUUCAGCAAGCUUCAUUGGAGAGCACAGACUCGAGACUUUGUUAUUUAACGUCCUCGGAGGGACUUAUUUGA